UCAGGGCAAUCGAUUGUUCUGAGGCCGAUCACCAAGGAAACGGAAUCACGAGGACAAAAAAAAAAUGAAAACAAAGAUUUUUUGAGUCUACUUUUGAUUUAAGAGUGUUCAGCCGAAUUUUCAUUAUGUUUUCCAGUAGUAAAAUGGACUAUAACGACCUGAGCAUGUCUCCAGAUUCGGAACCGUUUGCACCGCCGAGGUCGAGGAAAACCGGCCUUUGGGCUGAUUCGACGGGAAGAACUGGAAAAUCGCUCAGAGACAGCACAUUUAGUUUCUUAGACCAGGAUAGAUUGAGAUCACCCAGCCCAAGCCGAUUGUCGAGGGAAGAUUCAGAAGAUGAUAUUCCACUGAUUCCUGAAAUACAAGAAAUUCAAGAAGAUGACUAUUUAGGUGACAUCUCAGAACCACCAGUAGUUCCUAUGUAUAAUAUUACUUCGUUUUCGCAAUUGAACUCUGACUUGAAGAAAUACGCAUCAUUUUCUAUGGUGGACAAUGUCAACUUAGGACUCUUGACAAAACAUCUGUAUAAUGAACAAGACUUAAAAGAGGGCGAUAACAGAUGGUCGUGGGAUCUUCUAUUCACUGAAGUCAGUUCAGAAUUGAGGGCAGAAUGGGAAGAAAAGCAAAAACAAUCGGAAGAAUAACAUCGUACUGACACUUAUCAAUAGUAUUUUAUAAAUGUAAAACUAAAUGUUAAAGACUCACCAAACAGUAUUUUUGUAUAGUGAUAAGAUGUGCAAUACCAUUAAAUGGUUUGAACUCA
This is a messenger RNA of Cimex lectularius (bed bug), 763 nucleotides long. RefSeq names its product intraflagellar transport protein 43 homolog (gene IFT43). The transcript is spliced from 7 exons. Gene Ontology annotation, cellular component: intraciliary transport particle A; cilium. The coding region runs from base 126 to 644 and encodes 172 amino acids. The record is from RefSeq and is a predicted model, not a curated record. Gene Ontology annotation, biological process: intraciliary retrograde transport. NCBI's taxonomy places the organism in Eukaryota, Metazoa, Arthropoda, Insecta, Hemiptera, Cimicidae.